Solea senegalensis (Senegalese sole) is the source of this 5183-nucleotide messenger RNA. RefSeq names its product capping protein regulator and myosin 1 linker 3 (gene carmil3). Gene Ontology annotation, biological process: cell migration; regulation of Arp2/3 complex-mediated actin nucleation. The transcript has 41 exons. Bases 207 to 4463 code for a protein of 1418 amino acids. Gene Ontology annotation, cellular component: lamellipodium; plasma membrane. The record is from RefSeq and is a predicted model, not a curated record. Lineage: Eukaryota; Metazoa; Chordata; Actinopteri; Pleuronectiformes; Soleidae.
CUUUGCCAGUGCGCACCACCACAGCGAAGCAUCGCAUCAGUCUGCACCGGCUGUUGCUGCGGCCGGACGCACGGACGGACGGACGGACGGACCACCUGCAGCCACACAGGGAGCCUGAGAGCAGGCGAGGACGGGAGAACAAGGAGAAGGAGGAGAACAAGGAGAAAAAGAAGGAGGAGAAGGAGUAGAAGGAGAGGGGCCGGACCAUGGCAUCAAAGGAGACCCCAACACCUGCGGGCAUCGUCGGCGUCAGCAGGGAAAUCACAGAGAGCAUCAGGAAGAUACUGGACAAGCAGCCCGUUAAUUUUGUGCGAGCAAUCAAGCAAGACACCAGGAGCGGCAAAUCAGAGGACCGGAUACUGGUCCUGGCAACAUGGAGACUGUAUCUCUUUCCUGUCAAAGUGCCUACAAAGGCAGAGGUCACCUUCAACUUCUUGGAAAUCCGAGCAAUGAACACUUACCCAGAACACCAGGUCGUCAUCGAUACAGACAAGACCACGUACUCCUUGAGGCUGCAGACCCAGGACCAGCUGGAUCACAUGGUCAGCCACAUAAACUACGCCCUCUCACGAGUCUUCAACAACUCUAUUUAUGCCCCUCCUAUUUGUCGAGCCGAGGGCGACCUGACGGACGAAAGCCACAAGUUUUCGCCAAUGUCGGAAUCCUCGCUCGAGGCCCAGAAAACCUGUGGAGGUUUCUCUGAGACUUAUGAAGCCCUUUGUGACUACAAUGGGAUUGGCUGCAAAGAAGAAGUACAAUGGGAUGUUGACACCAUCUACCACUCUCAGGACAACAGAGAGUUCAACUUACUGGACUUCAGCCACCUUGACAGCAGGGACUUGGCAGUCAUUGUGGCAUCCAUUGCAUACAACACCUGGUUCACCAAGCUGUACUGCAAAGACAUGCGCAUAGGGUCAGAGGUGGUGGAUCAGGUCCUUCACACGGUCAGCAAGUCCAACAGUCUGGAGGAGCUCACGCUGGAAAACGCAGGACUCAAAUCGGACUUUCCACAGAAGAUGGCGUCAGCUCUUUCAGAGAACCCAGCCUCUGUGAUUCACUCCCUCAACCUGGCUCACAACACACUAGACAACCAAGGAGUCUCCAACCUGAUCCAACAAGUGUGUCGCCUCAACAAAGGACUCCGCCUCCUCAACCUCUCCAAGACGUCCCUGUCCUCCAAAGGUGUUGUUUCUCUCUCUCAGGCAUUGUGUUCAAGUGAUGACUACUCCAAUUCUCUGCUCCAUCUGGACCUGAGCAAAAACCCCGGGGUUCUGUCAGGAGACGACGCCACAAACCUGUACCUGUUCCUGGCCCAGCCCAACUGCCUGGUCCACUUGGACCUGUCCGGGACGGACUGUACCGUGGACUCGUUGUUUGGGGCCUUGCUGCGAGGCUGCUGCGCUGACCUCUCCUACCUGAACCUGUCCAAGAACACCUUUUCUCACAGAAAAGCGAGAGACUCGCUGCCGACUUUCCGCCAGUUCUUCAGCUCAGCAUUCAGCCUGACCCAUGUCAGCCUGGCGUCCACGAAAGUCCCUCCAGAUUCACUGAGGGCUCUGUUCCUCGGCCUGUCCAAUAACCCUCAUAUCGCUGAUUUACACCUGGACAUCAGCAGCUGUGAGUUGAGGUCGGCAGGUGCCGGGGUGAUUCAGGAGCUGUUUCCUCGAGUUUCAUGCGUGGGGACUUUAGACAUCUCGGAUAAUGGUCUGGAUGCUGACUUGCUGGCUGUCAUCCCAGCGUUCUCCAGGCACCCCUCCCUCAAACAUCUGAUGCUGGGAAAGAACUUCAACAUCAAGGGCAGGGUGCUGGAUGAUAUUCUGCAGAAAGUGGUUCAUUUGGUGCAAGAGGAAGAGUGUGCCCUUCAGUCUCUCUCGCUGGCUGACUCGAGGCUUCGCCAGCGAGGCACAGUGUUGGUCAAUGCGCUCGGCUCCAACGCCUGCCUGCGCAAGGUGGACCUGAGCGGGAACCUCCUGGAAGACUCCGGAGCCAAGAUGCUCAGCAAAGCCCUGCAGAUCAACACAACACUCAGGAGUGUGACGUGGGAUCGCAACAACACGACGGCGACAGGUUUCCAGGAUGUGGCGAGAGCGUUGGAGCACAACUUCACCCUGCAGUACAUGCCGCUUCCCCUCAGCGAUAUCGCCCAGGCGUACCGCGGCGCCCCAGAGAAGAUGGACCAAGCCUUGACCAAGAUCCAGCGCGCCCUGCUUAGAAACAACCAGACUCAGCGCUUCUCUCAGAAACAGGCUCUCAGGCUGCACCAAGGCCUCGUCACCAGCACUGCUGAACAGGUGAUGGAGCGUCUGUGUGUGCGGGUGCAGCAACAGGUGAGUGUCCUCAAAGGCUGUGAGGAAGGAGAGGAAGUGCAGACGGCCAGACAGAUCCUCAAAGAAGCCAGGAACUCCAGAGCUCUCUACCCCUCUCUGUGCGAGCUGGCCCACGUGCUGUCAGUGGACGGCCCCGUCAAACAGCGUCUGGACACUCUGGCCGGAGAACUGGCCAAAGCCGCAGACAAGGAACUGCAGGUGGUUGUGGACUCCAUGGUGUCGCUGUGCCGCGAGCUGUGUCCCAUGUCUUGCUCGGCGGCAGAGAGACUCAGCCCGCCUCUCUCGUCCAUUUCCGAGCAAGUCUCCAUCCCUCGCUCCGCCAUCCGCAAUGCUCUGAUGGAGAGAGCAGCCGAGGAUAUCAACCGAGCGAUGGAGGAGGUCAAGUUGUCUGUGGUUUCCUACCUGACAAACUCCAUAGUGGAUCAGAUUCUGCAAGAGCUCUACACCACUCAUAAAACCCUGGUACUGCUGCGGCAGGUGUCUCAGGCCAAGCGCUGGGACGACAUUGGCACAGGGAGACGCACGAUAAGACAGUCCAGAAUAGUGGAGUCUCUGGAGUUUCCUGAUGAGGACCUCGGUGUCGGCCUGGGAAUAGACACCAUGGCUAUAAAGAAGAGGAGCUCCAGAACGAGAAGGAUCCGUCCCGUCUCCACCAAACAGAGUUUAGGUGACGAACCCAGUUCCUCUCCUACUCCUUCUGCCCCGCCCCACUCCGCCCCUCUCAGCCACUCGGCAUCAUGGGAGUGCCUAUCCACCCUCCCCACCAACGGCUCGCCCUUGCGUCAUGUGACCCAUAUCAGGCCACGCCCACCCCGCAGACACAGAGCAGGACACCUCCCGACUGACGACCAUUGCUCAGAGAAUGGAGGAGUCAGUAUGCUGGAAGAUGGACUCCCUGAUUUCUACAGCAAGAGAGUUCUACCUGACAGUCAGUUGUCAUCAAUCCAUCAGGGCCAGUCACUGCGGAGGAAGAAACGACGCAGCGUCUUGUCCAUUUUCUCUGGCUUCCGCAAGAACCGCAACUCCACCAUCUCCAAUCAGGACUCGGACGCCUCAGAGAACGUCUACUCAAUGAUUCAGCAUCCCAAAGAUGCCAUGAGGUCAGAGUGCGCCGUUCCCGGAGCAAACGGGAACUUGCCUUCACCUCGGCCGAUGCAGGGUGUAGCCGUGCACGGCGUGAGAGCUGCCAGUCCCCCCUGCCUCACCCAAAGACAGUCCACAGACCUGGUCAGCAUGGUGUACAGCUGCAUCGGGGCAGAAAUCGAGGACUCGGACGGCAGCAGCAGCACGUGUGACAUCAAAGCGAUGAACCAAGACGGCGACAGGUCGACCGCCAUCUCGGACGCCCCGGUAGAUACCUGGACUAACGGUCACGUGGUGUCCUUCAAACCACAAACGGACAGACAGAUGGAGACGGGCCGGCAGGAGAGUAUCGCGCCACUGACAGACUCGCGGAGCGAGGUGGACGGCGACGACGAGCAGAGCGGCGGUGAAAGUGUGGCUCCCUGUGGGCCGAGGCCAGAUCCACCACCACAGAGCACCAAGCCCAGUCUGGCUGUCAUGAGGCAGAGACACCUGCAGGAGAGUUUAGCUGCCGCCGGAAAUAUUUACAAGGAGGCAGGAAGACUGAAAGGAGAAGAGGAACGAAAGUGUGAGGAGAAGCAGAGAGUGAGAGGGCCGGAGGGACAACAUCCUCUUCUCCCCAGUCAGACCAGUCUUGACUUCUCCAGAGACAAGAACUCUCCAGAAAACCCCAAGACCUUCACUAAAACCUCACCUGUAAGUCCUGGAGGAGAACCUACCACCGACCAGAGGAGUCUUGUUCAACCGAUCAGUCAAGACGAGGGGAUCAUUGAGGGGAGUGGCCCAGUGACGGAGGCAACAGAACCUGCAAUCAGUCAAGGUCAGGAGGAAGGCCGCAAUGGAUUUCCGGCCACAUCACAUCACACCAGGAAGUCCAACUCCUUUGACAUAGGCAUGGAGCGGGACAGUCCCUACGAUCUGGAGAGGUCUUCAGAUCGCAGAUUCCCUGUGAAAAAGCCCUGUUUCCCCCAGCACAGAAACAGAUCUCUGGACUAUCCUGCCGAGACCAGGUGUCAUGACAGUCCACAGCUCAGUAACAGAAAUGUUUUAUGACAUUACCAGCGGACCCGGAGAGGCAGAGAAGACUGGGACAACGAGGACUGGAGGGAGACGAGCUUUUAAAACUGUGCGGAUUCCACUGACGCAGCUUUUCUUUUUCCAUUUUAAAUCCGCGUGAACAUGUGUUGCUGAAAAUGCAUGUACUGUAUGCUUUCUGUUUUUAACCGGUUUUGCACUUGCUAUGGUUUUUCUCAGGCAUAAGGGAAGCUUUAACCUGCACUACAUCAAGUCAUGUUCAUACAAACACAGUGUUUCUCAAGUAUUUCUCAUGAAAGCGUUACUUUAUGCAUUUGUGCAAAACAUAAUUUAAUCUUAAUACUUUUCUGUAGUUCUCUCACUUGCUCUCCCGUCUCUUACUGACGAUCUGUGACGACCGAAAGUGAGAUUGUAGUUUAUUCAACUUUAACGGGAGGUGUAAAUACGGAGUCAAAGUCUGCACUAGCCACCGUGGUAACUCUGCCGGUUAAUAAGAAUAAUAACAAUAAUGUUUUUAUUUGUGAAAAUAUAUCAUUUUCAUAAACGUGUGUGUUAGUAUGCUUUUGUCGUAUGCUGAUGUUGAUGACUGAGGAACGUGUUACCAUGCACUUAGCUCCCAUUUAUUCGCGAGUAUUUAAGUCAGUGGUUCACUUAGAGGUUUAAUCUGAUUUUGCAGGCCUGAAAAUGAGUAUAUUUUCUAAAAAAAAAAUGCUUCUACGAAUCAGAAUAAAUAAAAUU